Molecule: messenger RNA, 2226 nt
Organism: Cryphonectria parasitica EP155
Lineage: Eukaryota; Fungi; Ascomycota; Sordariomycetes; Diaporthales; Cryphonectriaceae
Product: putative kinetochore protein NDC80
Exons: 3
Coding region: 1-2226 (741 amino acids)
Biological process (GO): attachment of mitotic spindle microtubules to kinetochore
Cellular component (GO): Ndc80 complex
Source: RefSeq, a predicted model, not a curated record
AUGUCACAAGACACGGGCCUGUGGAGUGUAAGGCGGCCCAGAGAGACCCUCGGAGGCAUCAGCUACAACUCGUCCGCCAUCCCGCAGCCUCCCUCCGCCAUGAAGCGUUCGCACUCUUCGUCCAUGGGCGGCGCGGGCGCCCCCUACUCAUCGAGCCAUACCCGCUCCGUCUCGGGAUCUAGGCAGUCCCUGGCGAUGUCGAGGCCGCCGCAGCCCAUGUUUACCCGCUCCUCCUUCGGCGGCAACCUCGCAGCAGACAUGGCCGGUCCGUCCUCUAUCAAGCGCAUGUCCUACCAACCCAACAGCACGUCCACUCUCAAGUCCUACACUCCUGGCAGUAUGCCCGGCCGCAUAUCUACAGAAGGCGAUCGUAGGAGCAGUGUCUACCGCGCGCGAACCUCGACCCACGCCCAUAUGGGCGGCCACCAGAGCUUCUUCCAGCAGGCUCCUCAGCCUGCCGGCGUGCCUCGUGACCCGCGGCCCCUCAAAGACCGCGCCUACCAGACCAGGAUAGGGCAGGAACUGCUGGACUACCUGGCCCAAAACAACUUCGAGCUGGAGAUGAAGCACGUCCUCUCGCAGAACGUGAUCAAGUCGCCGACCCAGAAGGACUUCAACUACAUGUUCCAGUGGCUCUAUCACCGCAUCGACCCGAGCUAUCGCUUCCUGAAGAACAUCGACCAGGAGGUCCCGCCCCUGCUGAAACAGCUCCGCUAUCCGUACGAGAAGGGCAUCACCAAGAGCCAGAUCGCCGCCGUCGGAGGCCAGAACUGGUACAUGUUCCUGGGCGUCCUGCACUGGAUGAUGCAGCUGGCCCAGAUGCUCGAGGCAUACUCGCUCAACCGCUACGAGGAUGCUUGUCUCGAGGCCGGUGUCGAUGUUAUCGGGGACCACAUCACAUUCGAUUUUCUGGGCAGGGCAUACGACGACUGGCUCGGCAUGCCUGAAGAUUCGAGCGAGGAGCACGCCAAAAAGGCGCUGGCUCCUCACGUGGAGCACAUGGCGGAGCAGUUCGAGGCAUCCAAUGGCAAGUACCAACAGGAGUUGCAGAUGCUGGAGGCCGAAAACGCGCGGCUGCUGCAAGAAAUCGAGGAUCUGGAGAAGAUGACGCCGGACCCCGCCGUGCUCGACAACCACCACCAGAUUAUGGAGGAGGACAGGGUCAAGUUCGAAGAAUACAACACCCUGGCCGUGCAGAGGUCGGAAAAGUACGAGAGCAGGAUACAGGUGCUGCUGGAGGAGCUGGAGAAGAUGUCGCAAGAGCUGCACGAGGCCGAGGAGGAGCGGCGGGGCCUGCAGAAGGUGGUCGACGACCAGGGGAUCAGUAUGGCGGAUAUCGACCGCAUGACCUCGGAGCGCGAACGGCUACAAAAAGGCAUCGAGUCCGCGAGCCAGCGGCUGGACGAGGUCAAGAAGAAGGUGGCGGACAAGGAGAUGGAAGCCAGCAGGAAACUCGACGACCUCGAGCGCAUGGUGGACCGGUACAACACGCUGGCGUACCAGAUUGGCCUGAUGCCGGCGACAGCGGCCAACGCCAAGGGCAAGGACUACGAGCUGCGGGUGACGGUGAACGAGGGCCCCAACUUCACGGCCUCGCAGCUCAAGGGCUCCUACGCGGACGGUUUCGAGAACGAGCGGCUCCUGGCCGACCCACACACAGGCUACCAGCCGGCGCACAUCCUGAACCUAGACCUGCGGGGCCAGGUUAAGAACGCCUUCGCAGCGCUGCGCAAGGAGAUCUCGGAGCGCCGCAGCGCGUCGAUGGACACCAUGAUGAAGGACUACGAGCUGCUGGACAACAUCAAGGAGGCCAUGGAGGACAAGCGCAAUGAGGUCGAGGCCCUGGAGCACCGGGUGCGUGCGGCUGAGGAGGAGCACGAGAAGACCAAGGAGGUCACCAAUGCGCAGCGCAUGGCGUCGGACGCGCAAAUCGAGAAGAUGGAGAAGGAGCUUGCCAAGAUGCGGGCGAGCCUUAGCGAGAGCGUGCAGCUCAUGGAGCAGAGAGAGAUGAACGUGAACAUCGAGUACGAGCAGCUGACGAUCCGGGCGAAUGCGCUCCGAGAGGAGCUGCACACUGAGAUCAUGCGCAUGCUGAACGACACCAUCAAGUUCAAGAUGCACGUCCAGAAGAGUCUUGAGGACUACGAGGGCUUCGUCGCUGAUGAGCUGGAGAAGGAGCUUGCGACCGAGGAGCCGGCCGGCGAUGCGGCGAUGGACGAGGACUGA